UACAACAGACUUUACUCUUGCUAUGAAGGACUUCCAUACAAAGUUCACCAGGAGAAGGACCCUUCGGGCCAUCAGCGAAAGGCAGCGAGUGACCCUGGACGUCAUACAGAGGUGGGAGGUGCAGCACAUUGAAAUACAAGACACAACUCCUGUCACUGGUGUGCUCUACCUGGAUGGGAUGACAUCGCCUGUCAUUGAUAUUGCUGACCCUGCACAGGUUCGAGAGCAGCUGCUGGACAUGACGGAGCAGAAAUGCCACGUGUACCUCGGUGGGAUCCAGACCAUGCACUACAGAACAUUCGAAGACAAGAUAGGACUUCCAGGAAUGCUGGGCACUGUAGUAGGGGAUGUGAAACCCUUCUGUGGGAGCCGGAAGAUAGGACUUCCAGGAAUGCUGGGCACUGUAGUAGGGGAUAUGAAACACUUCUGUGGGAGGAAAGCCUUCAGGUUGUUGAGAAAUGAGCCAAGAAUCUUCAGGGAGACCGCAUCAAACAGUAUGCUCAACGCUAAGACCUAUACAUAUCUAGUGCCUGGGUUCCUGCCCUGUCCAUCGUCAUCCAUUAGCGACGGCGUUAAGGCCGGCCUCAUCUCAGCCUCAUGUCGCAGCAAGCAUCCUUCAUCUCCUUACAUCAACAUUAUCUCAACACCGACCGGACAAGACAUUCGCUGACUUAGGCCUCGUCCUGAUCCUCGCCCUCACCGCCAGGUCCUUUCCUUCCUCAAUGACAAACUCGCGUGCACAACAACAUCUUCUUUCACCCGCCUGAUGGUAACAAUGUGUAUGUAUGUGUAUGCAUGUAAUUAACGUUAAUUUAUAUCUUUUUGUGUGUGAUUAUGUAUAUCUUUGAAAACGAUCAUUCACAUCAAAGCGUGAUUGCUCUCUGUGUGACAAUGGCUCAACUCAAGCAAGUCUGCACGAGCUGCGGCUCAACACACUUUGCUACAAAAUGCAAAUGUUACAGUAAUUCUUGUAUUAAUAUUAUAAAGCAAUAAACUUUACUUACUUAGCUACACACACACACACACACACACACACACACACACACACACA
Molecule: messenger RNA, 1051 nt
Organism: Scylla paramamosain (green mud crab)
Lineage: Eukaryota; Metazoa; Arthropoda; Malacostraca; Decapoda; Portunidae
Exons: 4
Coding region: 23-670 (215 amino acids)
Source: RefSeq, a predicted model, not a curated record